AUGCUCCUGCUUCGGCAUCUUCGUCGCCGCCGCGGUGGCUUUCGUGCCCCGCCACCCUGCCGCGACCUACGGGCGGCGCCCUUCGUGGAUGCAAAGGUGAAAUGGGUUCGAGACCGAGGGCUCGAUCACGCCGUAGAGAAGGAGAAGCACCUUCGCCCGCUACACGCCCUGAAGAACCUGCUUCUCAACCCUUCCCUGGAAGGGUCCCCCAUCCCCUCAUCUCUCCUCCUUUCCGCCAUAGCCGAGCGCAGCGACGAGCUCCGCCUCCCCUUCCGCGCAAUUCGCUUCAUCCGCAAGUACCCAUCUGCUUUCCUCGAGCAGGCCGCCGCCCCAUCGUCGGAAGCUUUCCGGCGACCCCACAUUCUCCCCACGCCGGAGCUCAUCCGCAUCCACGAGGAGGAGCAGCUCGUCUACCAGUCCUGCCGUGGAGAGACGGCCGAUCGCCUCCUGAGGCUCCUCAUGCUCACCCCCUUCAAGCGCCUCUCCCUCUCCGUAAUCGACCGCCUCCGCUGGGACCUGGGCCUUCCCCAUGACUACGCCCGCUCCCUCCUCCCCGAGUAUCCCGACUACUUCCAGAUCGUCGGCGGCGGCGGCGGCGGAAGAGGAAGUGGGUCGCUCGAUCUGGAGCUGGUUUGCUGGAACAAGGAGCUCGCAGUGUCGUCCAUGGAGCGGCAGGCCAUGAAGACGGGUGGGUACAGGAAGGGGGAUCCCCUGUCCUUUCCCAUGCAGUUUCCCCGAGGGUUCGAUCUGGAGAAGAAGGUCCGGCGGUGGGUGGAGGACUGGCAGCGGCUCCCUUACCUCUCCCCCUACGAGGACGCCGGCCGCUGCGUGAACCCUGCCAGCGACUUGGCGGAGAAGUGGACGGUGGGGGUGCUCCACGAGCUCCUCCAUCUGCUCGUGGGGAAGAAGGCAGAGCGCGAUGAUCUACUCCUGCUGGGGGAGUGCGUGGGCCUGAGGCCAGGUUUCAAGAGGGCACUCGUUCACCACCCGGGGAUCUUCUACCAGUCCAACAAGAUCAAGGCGCACACCAUUCUACUCCGAGAGGGAUACAAGAGGGACCUGCUCGUGGAGAAGCACCCUCUGAUGGGGCUGAGGUUUCAGUACAUCCACCUCAUGCGGCAGAGCGCGGCGAUGGACGCCGCCACGGCGCCCGGCCAUGGCGACAGACGCAGGACGAGGAAGACCGACGGCGUCGCCGCAGCGGAGUUCGUGAGGGAGGGCUCAUCGGAAGAUGGUGACGAGGAGGAUGACGCCGAGGAAGAGGAUGAUGAUGACGAAGAACUCUGCAGCUCUGAAGAUGAGGACGGAUCACGGGGAUUACACGGUGUAGUGAAUUAG
Molecule: messenger RNA, 1338 nt
Organism: Spirodela intermedia
Lineage: Eukaryota; Viridiplantae; Streptophyta; Magnoliopsida; Alismatales; Araceae
Source: the annotation of a GenBank genome assembly